GGCUCCCGGCUCAGGUACGCGCUGGGGCCGCGGCGGGCGCGGGGCCGGAGCGGCGCCGGAGGCAGCGCGGUUGGAGGAGGAAUGGGCUCCAAAGCCAAGGCCAUUGCUGGUCUCCUGGCAGCCACCUGUGUGUGCAGUGUCAUCGCCCUCAUCCUGAGCGUCGUGGAUGUGAAGGAUGUGCUUCUUCCCCCCAGCACCAAGUACGGUCUGGUGUUUGAUGCUGGCUCCACACACACCUCCCUCUACAUCUACCGGUGGCCGGCGGACAAGGAGAACGGCACCGGCAUCGUGUCCCAGGUGGAGGCCUGCUCUGUGUCCGGACCCGGCAUCUCCAGCUACGCCGACGACCCCGCGGGGGCUGGCGCCAGCCUGAAGCCUUGCCUGGACAGGGCCAUGCGGAUCAUCCCGGCCGAGCAGCAGCGGGAGACGCCCACGUACCUGGGGGCCACGGCCGGCAUGCGGCUGCUGAGGGAGGAGAACAGCAGCAAGGCCCAGCAGGUCUUGGCCGAGGUGUCCAAGGCCAUCGGGCAGUACCCCGUGGAUUUCCGCGGCGCUCGGAUCCUGACGGGCAGCGAGGAGGGCUCCUUUGGCUGGAUCACUGUCAACUACCUGCUGCAGACGCUGGUCAAGUUCUCGUUUGCAGAGAAAUGGGAACAUCCCCAGGACACCGAGGUUCUGGGAGCUCUGGACCUUGGCGGUGCCUCGACGCAGAUCACCUUCCAGCCCGGGGUGCCUGUGCAGGACAGCAACACGUCCGUGUUCUUCCGGCUCUACGGCACCAACUACUCCCUGUACAGCCACAGCUACCUGUGCUACGGGCAGAGCCAGGCCCUCAAGAUGCUGCUGGCAGCUCUGCACCAGGCCAGCUCGGGAGCUGAGAUCUCCCACCCCUGCUACCCCCGUGGGUACCAGGAGAACCUCACCGUGGCAGAGCUCUACGACAGCCCCUGUGUGCAGGCGCCAAGCUCAGCCAGCCCCGGCCUUGUCCUCAGGGUGACGGGGACAGGGGACCCGGCCGCGUGUGGCACGGCCGUGCAGAGACUCUUCGACUUCAGCUGCGGGGCGCAGGGGCCGUGCGGGUUCAACGGCGUGUACCAGCCCCCCGUGCGGGGACAGUUCCUCGCCUUCGCUGGGUUCUACUACACCUUCAACUUCCUGAACCUGACCCGCCAGCAGUCUCUGAGGGAAGUCAACACCACAGUCCUGUCCUUCUGCAGGAGGAACUGGACAGAGCUGGUGCAGAGCUUCCCGCAGGAUUUGAAGUACCUGCACACCUACUGCUCCGUGGCCAAUUACAUCCUGACGCUGCUGCUCGAUGGCUACAAGUUCAAUGAGCACACCUGGAGCAACAUCCUCUUCAGCAGGCAGGCAGCAAACACAGACAUCGGGUGGACACUGGGCUUCAUGCUGAACUUCACCAACAUGAUCCCUGCUGAGGCUCUGCUGCACGUCAAGGGCCACCAGCCCGGCCUGUGGGCAGGGGCUGUCUCCUUCCUCGUGCUGGCCAUCGUGGCAGGCCUGGUGGCUGCUUUCUUACAAUGUUUCUGGAAAACAAAGUAGCUCCCAGCCUCCUGACUAGAGGCAUCCUGCCCACUAAACCAGGCAGGGAAGUGGUGCAGAAGAGGUGGAAAGUGGAAAAGAAUGAAGGCAUUAGACCCAUCUCCAUUGCUCAGGAGAUCUGACUGGGUCAUCUCUGUGAAUGUGGUGUCAAAGGUGUCUUGAUCUCUCUCCAAAAGAAAGAUUCCUUUAAUCUGACUGCCAAAAUCUGAUUGAGAUUU
Molecule: messenger RNA, 1778 nt
Organism: Ficedula albicollis (Collared flycatcher)
Lineage: Eukaryota; Metazoa; Chordata; Aves; Passeriformes; Muscicapidae
Gene: ENTPD8
Product: ectonucleoside triphosphate diphosphohydrolase 8
Exons: 10
Coding region: 82-1560 (492 amino acids)
Biological process (GO): nucleoside diphosphate catabolic process
Cellular component (GO): plasma membrane
Molecular function (GO): GDP phosphatase activity; UDP phosphatase activity
Source: RefSeq, a predicted model, not a curated record